This is a messenger RNA of Gastrolobium bilobum, 8656 nucleotides long. Its product is annotated as protein NO VEIN. Gene Ontology annotation, cellular component: nucleus. Gene Ontology annotation, biological process: leaf vascular tissue pattern formation; embryo development ending in seed dormancy; root development. Lineage: Eukaryota; Viridiplantae; Streptophyta; Magnoliopsida; Fabales; Fabaceae. Bases 1 to 8175 code for a protein of 2724 amino acids. The transcript has 13 exons. The record is from RefSeq and is a predicted model, not a curated record.
AUGUACGGCCACCACAACCGUUUCCGCGGCGGCCCUCGACAGCCGCCGCCGCCGCCGCCGCCAGCGAGUGUCCCAAACCCUAAUGUAUUCUUCCAACCACAACCGUCUUUCUCUUCCCACAACCUCCAUCUCCCAAACACUGCUUGGCCUUUACCAUUCCAAAACCCUCUCGGUUUCACCCCUCACCACCAGCAGCAGCAGCAGCAGCCGCCAUCGAUUCCGCCCCCGCCACAACCGCAAAAUCCCAAGCACGAAAUCGAUAGGGUCAAUCGAGCUGCCGAUAAGGCCUUCCGCCAUCUUCUCGCUGCCGGCGACUCCGUCUCGGCGUGGAAGGUAUCCCAGAAUGCUCUUUUGACGCUCCAAGUUGACUCGUGGAACUCUUUGGGCAUCAAAAUGCAGCAAGUUCCCGUACUGCACUGCCUUAUGAUCACUGAAGGCAAGGUGAAUGCUUUUAUCCAUUGUUUUGUUGGGGUUCGGAGAAUCACUUCAUUAUAUGAUUUGGAAGUGGCGAUUUGCAAGAAUGAGUGUGUUGAUAACUUUGAAGCACUUGGAAUGGGACCUUUGUUGCGGCACCCAUUAGUUAUUCAUUAUUUCUCGAUUCAUUCAGAUGUAACCCAAGUGUUUAAGAUAACAAGCGAGGAGAUAACUCAGUUGUUAUGUGAAUUAGAUUCUUCUAAAAGAAAAGAAAUCAUAAGGGUUGAUGAGUUUUUGGAUUUUAUUGCUAAGAAGCGAUCGGUUAAGUGCAGGGAAUGGCUUGGGAUUCGAAUUCAGAACUUGGGAAUGCACAUAUCUGCCAUACGGGAAGCAAGAAAUUCAGAGGAAUCAAUUCUAGAGAAAUGCUUGAAGACAUUAAGAUUGAAAAAAGAGAACUUCAGGAAGCGUCCUAUUUCUUCCUCAUAUAAAAAACAGUUAGAUGAACGUUUUAGUGCCAUUGCUCAGCGUGUUGAGUCAUUUUCUUCUGAAAAUAAGUCUUUUUGUGGCAAGUAUACAAGAUUUAAGUCAUCAAGCUCAGAAGAUGAAGGUAGUGAUUAUUCUACGGAUAAUGAUAAAAAUAAUAAUAUUAUUACGGGUAGCUGGUCAAAGGCAUCAUCACAAUUUGGCCAAAGUUCAGAACGAGUGAGUAGCUGUCCCUACCCAUCUGCAACUGAAGAGAUGGCACGACUUGGGGUGGGGGUUGAUAUGCAGGGACAUUCCCUUGCCAAUAGCAACCUUAAAAAAGGAUUUAUUGAGCCUCCAAAAAAAAAAAGAAAAUCCGAAAAUGUAACUUAUUCCAAAUCUGCUCCGUCCAAGUUGCUUAAGAAAAACAAAAUUGAAGUUGAUGUAACCCCAAUUGAGAAUGGUAACACAACCAAGGCAACAAGUAAUGUGGAUGAAGAUCUUUCAAUUGCUAAUGAUUCCUUGCAGUUGUUUGUAUCAACCUGGAAGGAGGCAUGUUGGGAGCACAAUGUUGCCGAGGUUUUGGAGAGGAUGCUUCGAUUCUAUGAAGUAAAACCCGGGCACAGGAGGAAAAUCAGAAUGAUGUGCUCAUCAUAUCCUUUCAUUGGGUUACUUAAUACUGCUGUUUCAUCUAUCAAAUCUGGUAUGUGGAACAGCAUCUAUGAUACCUUCCAAGCUAUCAACCAUAAUGAAUUAACUAACUCACCGACCAAAAGUUCUGAAUAUGAAACCAUAGAUGUUGGACCAAGCCUGGAAAAUAUACCAGUCAUAACCGAGGAUAGCACAGAGAAUACAAAGUGUAUUUCUGCUGAAGAUAUCAUCAGAAAAAUUGGAACCUAUUUUGACCUUAAUAAUGAAGUAAAUAGAAAUAGUAACUCACUGAUGCAAUGUAGAAUUAUGUUGUUGAGGAAGUUUUGCAACUGUGAAAGUUGGGUGGCUGAGCAGUUUGGUGUGAAGAACUUCACUUCUCUUGGUUAUGGGGAUUUCUUAUUAUUCCUUGAGAAGUAUGUUAACCAGUUGCCUCAUGAGCUACUCAAAUUGUUGGAUGGAGGCACAUGUGAAAAUUCCUCUUCUGUGGCCUACAUGUCCUCAAAUCAGUUGGCUGCUCUAGUAUCUCAGGCUUGUAGUAGUUUGUGGAAAAAUGAAACGGUAACAAAGCAGAUGAUUUCUGUGCUGCUUAUGAGACAGUUUCCUUCAAUUGGUUUUGAGGUUUUGGAAAAUGUCUCUCUUGAGGAUCUGCUGGAUACUGCUCGAGUGCAUAAAUCUAGUGUGACUUCAGAAUGUGUUUUAUUUUCUGCAACAAUGAUAGAAAAGUACUAUCUUGAAGACUCAUUAGGUGAUAGAGAUAACAAUGAAAUCACCACUGAUAGGUCUAAGUUGAGCCAGUACACAAUAAGCUCUGGAUCUGUUACAACAAAAAAUGCAAUUGAAGUCUUACUUAAGGCACCAAUGUUGUCUGAUUUGAGCAAGUGGUCUCAUUGGGAUCUUAUGUUUGCACCCUUCCUAGGGUCGUUUAUUUCAUGGUUGUUGAAUGAUGUAAAUUCCAAGGAAUUGUUCUGUUUGGUUACCAGAGAUGGAAAGGUGAUACGGAUAGAUUGUUCUGCUACCCCAGACUCUUUCCUGGAGGCUGCAGUUCAAGGAUCUUCUUUCCAAACUGCAGUGAAUUUGCUAUCUCUUAUCUCACUAGAUGGGGGAGAGAAACGUGUUCGGUUGUCCCUUCUAAAAUACGAUGCCUGUCGUGCAUUUGAAGUCAUGUUCAGAAAAACUCUAAAAGAUAUUGAAGUUGGUGAUGAUGGGAAUGCUCUCCAGUCUGAGGAAGCUUUAUGUAAAACAAAAUUUUUAACUGAAAUUUCAACUACUAAAAUGAGAAGUGAGUUUAGGAAAGACAUACAUAAACUGAGUAAGGUAGUGCCCAUUCUGUCAAGGUUUGUCCUUGAAUGUCUUGGUUAUCUACCUGCUGAAUUUCAUAGUUUUGCUUCUGAUGUGUUGCUUUCCGGGAUGCAAUCUGUUUGCAAGGAUGCUGCUUCAGCUAUUUUAUGUGAAUGCAGCAACAUGGAGCAACGUCUCAUGCUUCAUGAAGUAGGAUUGUCUCUGGGUAUUUCCGAGUGGAUUAAUGAUUACCAUGCAUUUAUUUCAAAAGACACUUCUGUCCUUUGUUGUGCUCGUGUUACAUGCUUAAAAGAUGCCAAAACUGAAAUAAGCACAAGCCUGAAGCAUGACCAAGAGAUCUUGGAUAAGUCUCCUGUGCCUGAAGCAAAAAUGGUUGCAUGUGGACUCAAUGAAGGGUGCACAGAAAUCAGUCGAACAAUUGAUAGUGAAAAAUCUAAUGAUGAAUCUAUAACUGGCUGCCUGGAAAAUUCAUUUCAAACUGAUGAACAUAUGGAUGCUGCUCUGAUCAUCAAAUCUAUUAGGCGAGAUGAAUUUGGCCUAGAUCCAAGCCUUUCUGAUAGUGAAAGUUGCAUGUUGAAGAAGCAACAUGCUCGGUUAGGGAGAGCACUGCAUUGCCUUUCACAAGAGCUAUAUUCCCAAGAUUCACAUUUCAUUCUUGAAUUGGUUCAAAAUGCAGAUGAUAAUAAUUAUCCAGAGAAUGUGGAACCGACUCUUACAUUUAUUCUUCAAAAUUUUCGUAUUGUUGUAUUGAAUAAUGAGCGAGGUUUCUCUGCUCAAAAUAUGAGAGCACUUUGUGAUGUUGGAAGUUCAACAAAGAAAGGAUCUAAUGCUGGAUACAUAGGGAAGAAAGGCAUUGGCUUCAAGUCUGUGUUCCGAGUCACAGAUGCUCCAGAGAUUCAUUCCAAUGGUUUUCAUGUUAAAUUUGAUAUUAGUGAAGGCCAGAUUGGUUUUGUCUUGCCCACAGAAGUACCUCCUUGUGAUAUUGGCUCGCUCAGUAGGAUGGCAUCUACUGGUGCUGAUUCAUAUGAUGAUAAUUCCUGGAACACAUGCAUUGUGCUUCCAUUCAGAUCUCAUCUAUCAGAAGGAACCGACAUGAAGAGUAUGAUGACUAUGUUUGCAGAUCUUCAUCCUUCAUUGUUACUAUUCCUUCACCGCCUUAAGUGUAUCAAGUUGAGAAACUUGGUUGAUGAUACGCAUAUUGUUAUGAGAAAAGAAACUUUAGGAGAUGGUAUCAUUAAGGUUUCUCAUGGGAAAGAGAAAAUGGCAUGGUUUGUAGUAUCUGAGAAGUUGCAUACCAAUUCCAUUCGCUUUGAUGUGCGAACAACUGAAAUCUCUAUGGCGUUUACUCUCCAAGAAUCAGAUGGUGGUUACAGUCCAUGUUUAGAUCAGCAGCCAGUUUUUGCAUUUCUUCCUUUAAGAACAUAUGGCCUGAAAUUUAUUCUUCAAGGUGAUUUUGUUCUUCCCUCAUCUAGAGAGGAAGUUGAUGGAGAUAGUCCUUGGAACCAAUGGUUAUUGUCAGAGUAUCCUAAUUUGUUUGUCAGAGCAGAGAGAGAGUUUUGUGAACUUCCCUGUUUUAGGAGUGAACCUGGAAAGGGAUUGUCUGCAUUCAUGAGCUUUGUUCCUUUAGUUGGGGAAGUGCAUGGUUUUUUCUCCAGUCUUCCUCGUUUGAUUAUUCUUAAACUACAAAUGAUGAAUUGCUUACUUGUGGAGGGUGACAACAAUGGAUGGGUCCGUCCCUGCAAGGUAUUGAGAGGUUGGACGGAGCAGGUGCGCUGUCUUCUUCCUGAUAACAUACUUCUUGAGCACCUCGGGCUCAGAUACUUGGAUAAAAAUAUAGUGUUGUCUGAUACACUAGCAAGAGCACUAGGCAUUGAAGAGUUUGGGCCUAACAUUCUUGUUCGAGUUUUGUCAUCUUUAUGUCACACAAAGAGUGGGCUGAUAUCAAUGGGGAUGAGUUGGUUAGCUUCUUGUCUAACUAUACUCUACGAAACAAUGUUCAAUUCAUCUGUCAUAGCGUCAAUCAAUUUUGAAAUGAGAGAAGAUAUUCUAAAAAAUCUUAAAAAAAUACCAUUUAUUCCACUUUCUGAUGGUACAUACAGCUCAGUGGAUGAAGGCACUAUAUGGUUGCAGUCCAAUACUUUAAACACGGGGUUUGAUGGUGAGCUUAAAAUUGAAGCUUUCCCUAAUAUAUGUGCUAAACUACGAACUGUAAGUCCUUCCCUAUUUUCUGCAUCUUCUGGUACUCUAAGCUUGAAUAUGACUUUUUUGGACAAUGCUACCCGGUUACUUCAGAGUAUUGGCGUUCAACAGUUGUCUGUACAUGAUGUUGUGAAGCUGCAUAUUUUACCUGCCUUGUCUGAUAAAACAAUGGCAAACAAGAACAAAAUGUUGAUGGUAGAAUAUAUGUGUUUUGUAAUGUUACACUUGAAGUCUACCUGUUCUGAUUGUUUCAUCGAAAGGGAGCAUAUAAUCUCUGAGUUACGAUGUAAAUCUUUGUUAUUGACAAAUUAUGGUUUUAAAUGUCCGGCUGAAGUACCAAUUCAUUUUAGUACAGGAUUUGGUAAUCCUGUUACUCCAAAAAUGUUAGCUGAUGUUGUGAAUAUGAGAUGGCAUGAGGUUGACAUAAGCUAUCUAAAGCACCCCGUAAAUGAGUUGGUUUCAUCUGCACUGAUGAAGUGGAGGGAAUUUUUUGAGCAAAUUGGCAUCACAGAUUUUGCUCAAAUAGUCCCGGUGGAUAAGAGUGUUGUUGAUGUAUUGGAUGCCACUUUUAAGCAGGUGAUGUGGGAUAGGGGUCAAAUAUCUACAGAAUCAAUAGUCAAAGAUUGGGAAUCCCCAGAAAUAGUGCAAUUAGUAUCCUUAUUGUCUAAAAUUGGCAAUCAAGAAAGUUGUAAAUAUCUCUUGGAGGUUCUUGAUACAUUAUGGGAUGCUUGUUACAGUGAUAAAACUACAGGUUAUUUUGACUCUAAAUCUGUAGAUGGCCAUUCCUUUAAGUCUACUUUUAUAUGCAGCUUGUGCAAUAUCCAGUGGGUUGUGUCAACCAUUGAUGGUGAGCUACACUAUCCUAAAGAUUUAUUUUAUGAUUGUGAAGCAGUCCGGAUGAUCCUAGGAGCUUUUGCGCCAUAUGCUGUUCCAAAGGUGAAAAAUGAAAGGUUGGUAAAAGAUGUUGGGUUUAAGACUAGAGUUACUCUUGGUGACAUUUUUGAUAUUCUUAAAGCCUGGAGAGAAUCACCUGAGACUCCAUUCAAGGCCAGCAUAAAACAAAUGUCCAAAUUAUAUGCAUUCGUUUGGAAUGAAAUGGCAGCUUCGAAGCAGAAAACCAUGGAAAAUUUGAUGUCUGGACCUUUUAUAUUUAUCCCGUACUCAUCUUUCAAUAGUCAUGAUGAUGUUGUAUGUGGGACCUUUUCUUAUCCCAAUGAAGUGUAUUGGCAUGAUUCAACUGGGUCUGUUCAGCAAAUGAAGGAGUUCCAUCCUCAAUGCAGCUCAUCUCAUUUACCUAUAAACAAGUCGCUGUACAAUAUUUACCCUGGUCUUCAUGGUUUCUUUGUUGACGAAUGUGGAGUGCAAGAAGAACCUCCUCUGCGCAGCUAUAUUCAAAUUUUGCUGCAGUUAUCAACUGUUAGUUUGCCUUCACAAGCAGCAGAUAAAAUUUUCCAUGUUUUCCUCAAGUGGGCAGAUGGACUAAAAUCUGGUUUGCUGAGUGUUGAGGAUGUCAUAUAUCUAAAAGAGUGUCUUUCAAAAUUAGAAUUUCCAGUGCUUCCUACUGUGCAAGAUAAGUGGGUUUCAUUACAUCCUUCCUUUGGUCUUGUCUGCUGGUGCGAUGAUAAGAAGUUGAAAAAAGAAUUUAAGCAUUCCGAUAACCUUGACUUUCUCUAUUUUGGUGAGCUAACUGAUGAUGAUAAAGAGAUUGUGCAAGAAAAAAUUUCCGUUCUCAUGAAAAAGUUAGGUAUUCCAGCAAUCUCAGAGGUUGUAACCCGGGAAGCAAUAUAUUAUGGUCUUGCUGAUUGUAGCUUGAAAGAGUCAUUGAUAAACUGGAUGCUUCCAUAUGCUCAGCGCUACAUUUAUAAACUUCAUAGUGAUAAAUAUGUUCAACUCAAGGAGUCUGGUUUCAAUAUUUUGAAUAAUCUUAAAGUCAUUGUUGUUCAGAAGCUGUUCUACAGGAAUGUUAUAAAGAGUGGUGGCAGUGUAUCAAAUAAGCGAGUUGAAUGUAGUUGUCUUCUGCAGGGAAACAUUUUGUACACUGCUGAAAAAUCAGAUUAUCAUUCCUUGUUUAUGGAGCUUUCGGGUCUGUUACUUGAUGGGACUUCUGAAUUACACUUGGCGAAUUUCCUUCUUAUGAUAACAACCAUGGCAGAAUCCGGUUCCUCUAAGGAGCAAAUAGAAUAUUUCAUAUUGAAUAGCCAAAAGGUGCCAACACUUCCAGAUGAAGAACCGGUUUGGGUAGUAUCUUCUGUGUCUUCUCUGGUAGAGGCUGAUGGGUCGCACCCUUCAGCUCAUGUUCCAUCAACAAAUCAACAGAUCUUUCCAAGAAGGAAGACUGGAGUAUACUCAAACUGGCCACCAGCUGAUUGGAAAACCGCACCAGAUUUCAGUUUUGCCCGUGCCAAUGGUUUCAAGACCAACCCUGCCCAGGUUAGCAGUUUUUCUGAAGUGAAGAAGGAUGAUAAUUCUGAAAGCAUUAUUGCUCCACCGGUUUGUGCUGAACAAGGAUCAGUUGCUGUUGACUGGACUAUUAAAGAUGAUCUACCAGCAAGUUCAUUAAUGCCAUUGCAUGAAAAUGAAAAUGAAAACUUAGAAGAUCAAUCCUACCAUGAUUUUGAGCCAACUGCGUUUAGUCUCCAUGCUGAAUCUGAUCCUGUUAGUUUAGGUGAAGCUUUGGAUGAAUCGUUGGAUGAAGCUCGGUUGAGCUCACCAGCUUUUAGCAACAGAGUCCGACUUCAAACUGGUACAUUAGAUACAGCACAAACAAAGUUAACUGGCAGAUUAGGCGAAUUUCUUGCAUGCAAAUACUUUGUUGAUAAAAUUGGCAAGACUUCUGUAAGGUGGGUUAAUGAAUUUAAUGAAACGGGACUUCCAUAUGAUAUAGUCAUUGGGGAGGAGACCAAUCAAGAGUUCAUAGAAGUUAAAGCAACCAGAUCUCCAAGAAAAGACUGGUUCAUAAUAACAAUGAGAGAGUGGCAGCUUGCAAUUGAAAAAGGUGAAUCUUUUAGCAUUGCAUUUGUCGCAAUAAUGGGAAAUAAUGUUGCGAAGAUUACAAUAUUCAAAAAUCCAGUGAAGUUAUGCCAGCUAGGUGAGCUGCAAUUGGCUGUUAUGAUGCCAAGACAACAAAAGCAGUUCUCUGUUGUCUCGUAGCUUCGAUUCUUGUUUUAUUAUAUUGUGUGGAUGGAUUUGGUGAAGCCUGUAUUUAUCCCUUUUGAAGCUACCUUUGCAUCCAGGCUUGCUAGAGGCAUAUGUGUUGGUAAUUUCGGCUGAGAAGAUCAAUGAUAUGGAUGGGAUAUCACUUAUUGCAAAAUGCAAGAUAUGUUGAUCACGUGAGUGGUUGUACCCAAGAUUUUGCUUUUGUGUGGAUAUAUUUUUGCAUAUACCACAUGUCUAAGUCACCCCAAGGAGAAAGAUACCUGGGCAAAUAUAGUGGGAAUAUUCUUGCAUCACUUUAUUUGCUUUCUCUUAUUCCUAGAUUUUGGUGAGGGUGGGCGAGCCUUGUGGAAUAAUAGAUCUUUAAUAUUCUGGAAGAUGUUCCUGUCAGUUUCAGCUAUUUGUUACGUGUAUGUCUCAAGUGUUUAUGGCUACCACUACUGGAAGACUUAUUUUAAUUUAUAGGGCGAAGCUCAAG